UUGAUUUUGAAUCAUCUGGCUAAACAUAAUAAGCGGGAACGUUGUGCUGCGUGUGUACAGUGGUUGGCGUAUAUACAUCAGUGAAAUGCUUUAUAUGAUCUGAAUGUGAUUUAAACAUAAAUAACAUUUGCACCAAAUUGCUUGGCUUUACUUCAAGAUGAGGCUGGUUGAUAAAACGUUCCUACUGGUGUACUUUCUUACGUGCUAAUGCAGGGAAUUCUGUGGUAGUAAAUCGUAUGACAGCAGCAGCAUGGACACCAAAAAGAAGUUACCUCGUUAUAUGGGGGUCAAACGCCCAACCGAAAACCCUCAUAAGACAACACGCAGAUUAGAAGUGGAGCAAGAACAGAUUCAGAAGCGAACCUUCACCAACUGGAUCAAUGCCCAACUCUCCAAGAGGAGGCCUCCGAUUGCAGUGCAUGAUCUUUUUAAUGAUCUCAGAGAUGGAGGCAGAUUACUGGACCUGCUGGAGGUGAUGAGUGGUCAGAGAAUGAGCCGGGAGAAAGGCAGGGGGACGUUUCAGCAUAGAUCAAAUGUUGAGAAAGCACUGGCGUUCCUCAAGAGAAAAUCGAUAAAACUGGUCAACAUUAAUGUCUCAGAUAUUAUGGAUGGGAAGCCUUCCAUCAUUCUGGGUCUGAUCUGGACCAUCAUCAUGCACUUCCAUAUUGAAGAGCUUGCAAGCACAUUGUCCUUUAGUUCUCGGCAGUCGUCUAUGGAGUCGUUGGCAAGUUUGGACUCUCGUUCGACAAGCAGCAGUGCCCGCAGCAGUCCAGUGCCACCCCGUGGUUCUCCCUUGCAUGCCCGUUUCCGUGUUUCUGCCAAGAAAGCCCUGCUGCUGUGGGUGAGAGAGCAAUGUCACAGGGCUGGUUGUACUCUGAAUGUGAAGGAUUUUAAGGGGAGCUGGAGAAGUGGGGUGGUGUUUCUGGCGAUACUUCAUGCUCUAAGGCCCAACUCAGUGAAUCUGACUAGAGCCCGAACCAGAACCAACAGACAAAACCUGGAAGAGGCUUUUCAAAUCGCUGAAAGAGAACUUCACAUACCCAGACUGUUAGAUCCAGCCGAUGUUGAUGUUAGGGACCCAGAUGAGAAAUCUAUUAUGACUUAUGUUGCUCAGUUUCUGCAGUACUCAAAAGAAACUUCUGUUUCUGAUGAGGAAACACAGUAUCUCAGUUCUCCACAGUGCCUCUCUCCUGUCAAUCUGCCGUCUGACUUUACUCCAUCUAUAGCUGCAUCACCUCUAAGACAGGCCCACCUGCUAAUACCCUGUCCAAUCAAAUCAGCCCCUACUUCAUCACCUGAGCCAGCUAGAGCAGCUGUCCCUGGGUCAUCAGCCAAUCAGAAGGCUCAGGAGGUCACAUGCUGGUUGGUUCAGGCCUAUCAGGAGCUAAUAGAGGGGUGGGACUCCACCGAGGGGGAGAGCUAUGCUGAGAGAUACCACGUCUUCCAUACCUUCAUUGUGUCCUUUAAUGAGCAGCGGCGGCCUGUGAUGCCAUUACUAACAGCAAUGAAGAGAACACCUCAGCUUAGCGCGGAGCAGAAAGCUCUCCGACAGGCCUGGGACACACUCGCUGAGAAGCUGCACGAGUAUAAAAUAGAGCUGGACCUCAGUCUUCCAUCCCCGCUGGACACUGUGGGUCGCUGGUUGUUGCGUAUUGAAGAAGUUUUAUCUACUGAAGAGGACGAUUCACUGGAUCAUGCCCGAGCUGCGGAAGAAGCCCGCGAGAAACUUGAACUCCUAAAGGUGUGUUUGGAGGAGAUGCCACACCAUAUCAAGAGGUUUAGCGCGUUUCCAAACACAGAUGAAUUUGGAGAGACAUUGGUGCCGAAAGAUAAGAUGGAUGAGAUGAAGAGAAGGUUUACCAGUGUCCGUGUAACAGCCAAAUAUCACAGUAUUAAGCUGGAGUAUCAAGAGCGAAGGCACACAGUGUUGGACCUGCUGAGUCAACUUAACAUUAAAUUGCGUUCUUGGAAAAGAGCCUAUAUUUCCCAGGAGUCUGUUCAUGUGCUGAUGCAGGACUGGAAUGAGACUGUGAACAAACAGGAGCUGAACUCUUUGCUGGAUGGAGCCCUUCGUAGACUCAAACAAAUCGCCAGCAAAUACACCAGCAAGGCUGCUUUGGCUGAAAACUCUGGUCAGGUAAAUCGUCAGGUGUCGGAAUUGGAAGCGGAUGUGGCAGCGACUCUGGAGGGUGUACGGAUGGUGAAGGGAACUAUCGGACGUGUGCUUGGGGCGUGGGACUCUUACUCUGACACGUACACAUCACUCUACGCGUGGAUGGAGCAGGGGCCACAUGGUCACCGACAUGGACAGAUAUCAGGGGUUACCUUAUCGAUGAUGUCCGAGUGGAGCUCUCGCCAAACUCAUCUGAAUGAAGUUGGCAACUUCCUGAUGGAGGUCACAGACCCACAGACUAGUCGUGCCAUUUCGGAUGAACUUUGCAAGAUAAAUCUCCUCUGGGCUGACUUUGCCAAAACAACACAGUUUGCAUUGACUGAGGAGCCCAGCAUUGACCCAUCUAGUGCUCAGACAGUUCAAGCCCUGAUAAGAGAGGCCACACAGUUGCUGAAAGAACCUGUGGAGGUUCUUUCUGUACCACUACGAAUUUACACCAAGAGACUGCAGUUUAUGAUGAAGAAAGUAAAGGAUGUGGAUCUUGAGGCCCUCACUCCAUCUUUAGACUGCUCCCGUGAGACCCUAAGCAAACUUCAGCAGGCCAUCCCUGAGGUGUUGCAGACACUCUGUGAGGCUGAACAGGUGUGUGAUGAGUUGCGUUUGAGUGUAAGCGGUUUGUUCUGUCGACUGGCUGAACUCUUACACUGGGAGACUGAAGCCAGAGAGCUUUACCAGGUCCUAAAGGAGGAAACACACAGGACCCGGAGAAGAGGACAAGACCCCAGAGUUCGUCUGUUGAUUUCGAGGGGGUUACAGUUGGAAGGUCAGGUGGUAAUGGAGGAACAGGAUUUGCAGGUUAUGGUGAUGACAAGUCAGAAAAAUUCCCCACUUCAGUAUCUCAUCGCAUCCAACAUGCAGGACAGGGUCCGCGCUGCUGUCGAAAAGUCGCAGGAAGCAGUAGGAAUGUUGAGCUCUUUGGGGGUUUCCAGAGACAGAAGCCCUGCUAGAGAUGAACCACCUCCCAAGAUCUUUGUCCAACCUCGGGAGACACAAGAAGAGCCCAAAACUCAGAAGUCCCAAACAGUCAGCUCAUUCCAGCCCUUUCCCUCAAGUGCUCCUGGCCUAAGUGACCCCCAAGAUACAGUCAAAGUUCAAGUAUCCUCUCAAAUAUUCUUGGAUGUAACUUCCCAAGCUAUAGGCUUCGAGCCCAAGCCAUCUAGUGAGCCUGUGCCCAUGAUUGUUGUAGAAGAGUGUGAAAAAGAGAAAAGAAGUCCUCAAGGGCACCCCAGUGGGCAACAGGAACACUCCCAUGCCCAGCUCACUGAAAUUAAGUCACAAGAGGUUGUCCAAUCUCAAACAAGAAAAGAAAUUCUCUCAAGGCAGCGUGAAGGAAAACAAUCUUUAUCACAACGUGUGACUCAACAACAGUCAGACAUGCAGAGCCAGUUGCAAAAGGAAACUCCAGUCACUGCCCAACAAGCUCAACAGAAAAUGCAACAAGCAGCACCACAAGUUAAAAAUAAACAACAAUUAGCAGAGCAGCCGAAAAAGAAGCCUCAGCAUGAGAAAAGGUUCAUUUCCUCUGUACAAAAACAACAGGUAGUUCAGGAACAAACACCAGCCCUGCCACAGUCUCAGGUUAAACCAGAGAUGCAGGUAGUUCAGGUACAAACACCAGCUCUGCCACAGUCUCAGUUUCAACCAAAAAUGCAGUUACAGAGUGAGGGUGCAAGUAAACAUCAAGCUCCAAAUAACCAGCAGAUGAAACAAAGGAAAUCUCAGGCACGGAACAGACCUUGGCUUCAACAAAGCGGUAAAUUAGAAAGUGUUACCCAACAUCCGGCUCAAGUGAUGCUCUCUCAGUCAGAGCCACAAGACAAAAGUCUAGUCAGUCCUAAAGCAUCACCACAGACAGCUGCUACUAUGUCACCUGUGGCUCUGGGAGGCUCAUGUUCUGUUCAGUCUGCUCAAGGUGCGAUUCAUGUGCAGUCACAAAGCAUUGUCCAGAGUAAGGCAAAACAGCUAAAACAACUACAACCAGUUGCACAACACCAACCCCUUGUAGGGGCACAAAAACUACCUCAAACUACUCCAACAACUUCAGCACCACCAGUGACCCAAAAACAACCACAACAGCCAGUUACAAUUCAUCAGGUAUUGACCCAACAACAUCAAACCUCUAUUUCAAGUCAAGCUCAAAUAACAUCACAAAAAGCACACCCCAUUGCACCUAUUCAGCAACAAAUGCAACCUCAAACACAAAGUGUAAUAUCAAAGCAACCUCAAGUGUUAAUUCAUAAACAAACACAACAACAGUCUCUGGCUCCCAUGGAGCCUCGUGUUUUGGCCCAGUGGCAACAACAACCGACCCAGUCUCCUUCGCUGCCCCAACCACAAAGAUUUCCAGUGUCUCAAGCAAUGCCCCAAGCCACUAACAGAUCAACAAUCCAACAGCAACCAGUAUCUAUUCAAUCCCAAGUAAUGAUGCAGAGGCAACAAUCACCACAGAUUGUAGUUCAGAUUCAAUCCCAGCAACCCUCACAACUAUCUCAGUCUGUGAUUCCCCCUGAACCCAAAAGGUCAACUCCCAUACCACCCAGAAUCAUCUCUAUGCCUCAGCCUCAGGCAUCCCUCUAUUCUCAAGGCCAAAUUUUAGGUCAACCCCAGGUCAAAGAACAGGGCAGUGCACAGUUUAUGAUUCAACCACAAGGGCAACAUCACUGGGUUUUCAGUAAACCAGAAAGUCUCACCCAAACUUACAGUCAACCCCAAGGACCUAUUCCUGUCUCUUCCCAAAUGCAGCACCAGGGCCAUUUCCAAAAUUAUCCCCAAUCUCAAAGUGUCCAUCCAACUCAGACUCAGCAAUGGCCUCCAAUAGCACAAGGCAUAGUGACCCAUACCUACUCAACUUGCCAAACUUCAGGUCAGGUACAAACCCAACCUCAAAUCCCAGUUUACACUAAAGCCCAGCCACAGCCUCUGCAGUGGCCCUCUCCUGGACCUGAAUCAUUGCCACAUCCUUAUGGACAGAUAAGACCCCAAGGUCCAAUUCACCCUAUGGUUCCUUCCCAGCACUGGAGGCCUGUCACUCCGGGAUACUCUCAAGCUGAGAUUCAAGGACAGGGACCACGUCCUCAGUACCCCCAAUAUCAAGGUCUACAGAGACCACAGAGCUCUCAACAGCAGUGGGAUUCUGUUCGUACAGAACAUCAGACUCAAGUCUCUUCCCAGAUGCAAGGUGUUCCUCAGCCUGUAGCUCCAUGGAAUCACCCAUCAUCACAAGCAUCAACACAAAGUACACAGCAACCUCAGCAACAACUUGGUCCAUCUAAGACAGAUACCCCACCUAAAAACCAAGUAGUCCAGACCCAACUUCUGUCCCAAGUCACAACGAAGCUCGAAGUAUUAGUACAGGAACCAUCACAGCAGCAGCCAACUACUCGAGUUAAGCAGCCAGCACUUGCCCUGGCACCCCCUCAAACCUACACAGAAGCUUAUUCAAAGGCACAGGCGUUGGUUAGGAAUAGAUUUGAGGAAGCAAAGCACUGUCUUCAAGAACACAUUCUCGAAGCUGUCACUGUAUUCAAGGAGAAGCAGUUGACAGAUGAACAAGCAUUAGUCAAGGAGGAGACAUUAAGGGCUCUUGACACUGAGCUCCUUGAAGAGUUCAUGAGGGCAGCUGAGGGGAUGGAGGCUUUCUGCACCCCAUCAGAACUAAGAGACAUGGAGUUUUUCACCCAUUCUGUUAGAACACAGUGGGAGGCUAUACGAGCUCAAAUGUCAGAAUAUUUGAGGCAACUCAGAUAUGAGAUAACCCGCCAGCAUUUUAACCGCAUAGUUGAGACAUGUGAGAUGCACUUUAUGAGACAAAAACUCAACCAUACACCUGAACCAAUGACAGAAUCAAAAGAAGAGGCCUGUUUUUCGGCAGAUGGCAGUCUGGCACAGGCAGGGCAGCAUCUGGAAGCUCUGAAGGAGUUGUGUGAUACACUGAGCCCUGAGGAUGCACACAGGCUUGCACAGGCCCAACUUAAAGAGUGCGAAAGGAGACUCGCUGCCAUCCAGCGGCAGUUUAGUGGAGAUCAAGACACACCUUCACCAGACAGCAGUUUACAAAUGGACCAAACAAAAGAGCCACCUGCUCAGAAAGCACAAACGGUCCCACCAUCCGCUGAGAAGCCCAAAGAGGUUAUUGUUACAGAGGCGGCCACAGCAGUCAGCCCCCCACAGCCACGAACUGUGGAGAAGAGAGAAAUAGCGAAACAAACAAGUGUGGAGGAAGACAGGUACCGCAGCUGCAGGUUUGCACUGUUGACUCAGCUGAACAGGAACGAGCAAUGCAUGCUGGGAGAUCGUCCUUCAGAAUCAGUCACUCCCACAGACCUGCAAAAACGCCACAGAGAAUUAAAGUCUUUGUGGGACGAAACAGAGUCAUUGUGGAAGGAUUAUGAAACACUGUGCAUGCAGUCUGUACAAUUUAAAGACCGCACUGCUGAACAGGACCGGACUGAGCUCACUGUCAGGUGGAGAGAUCAGAGGUCACAGUUACAGCGCAGGGUGGAUUCACUGGGAGCAGCACUGGAGCUCAUGGACUCAAUUAAGCAGAAGAUUUCUGAGGUUUCUGAAAGGCUGGACAAGUUCAUCAAAGUACCUAAAGACAUUAAGGGAUACACACUAGCCAACCCUGCCAUAUUGAGAGAUGUUAAGGAUUUAGACGAAAGUAUCCAAGCAGAGAUGGAUCGUCUCUCUCGAUUCGACUCUGAGCCUAGUCAUCUGGACCUGCGUGACCGGUCACCUCUCACUCAAGUGGUUCUGAAUCACAGAUCCAGCCUGGACCACCUCAGACAACAAGUGCGCAAGAGUGACGCCGCUGCCCGUGCCCUCGAACGUUUCCUCAUGUCCCUGCGCACCGUCGAGCUGGAUGUGACUGCUGUGCAGAGCGCCCCCAGCAGUGAUGCUGCGGUACUGCAGGACAGCAGAUCUAAACUGGCACUCAUCAGGAAGGGAGUCAGCAGCCUCAAUGAUAAGGCUCCACAGCUAGACCAGCUCUUGGGUGGAGCACAGCUCGACGUGACCCAGGACGGCAGCCCUGUUUCCUGCCUGGACAUGGUGGGGGUCCUGGUGCGCAAAGUGGAGGAGGUAGAUGACAGGUUGAUUAUUCGACAGAAGGAUCUUCAGAAGGAACAGAAGAGCCAGGGAUUUGGUCUGAGGAGAAAGACAAUGCUGGCUGAGCUGAGGAAGGUGCAAGGGGCAGCAGAGAAACAGGGACUGAAGGAUCCCACCUUGCCAGCCGUACAGCACAGGAUGCGAGCGCUGUCCGAUCUUGAAUCUCAACUAAAUUCACUUCGCCCGGAAUACCAAAGCAUCAGGAUGGCUCUGUCUGAACUCUCCUCACAGAAAGAGGAGCCUGAUCCAGCAGAGGAGGAACUGAAAUCCCUUUGGGAUGAGACAGAGAGAUCUGUAUCUGACAGACAAGAGCAGUGCACUGUUUUAAUGGAACUGCUGAAGAAGUUUCAGAACUGUCGCAGUUACCUUGGCAACACUCUCCAGAGGGCGGAGCAAACUAUUAAUGAACAGGCAUCAUAUAUGGGCAAAGACAACCUGCAACGCCUCCUCACAAAAGUCAUUGGUAUAAAGGAGGAGCUCAGUGGCCUUGGAUCAAAGAUAGAGGAGUUCAGAGUUGUGUGCAGACAGUUGCAGUCCCAUCUGAAAAAAAUCCCUGACUGCUCAGAAACUCCAUUUGAAGCGGAGGCAGAUGGUUUGGUGGACUCGUGGCUGGAUGUGUCAGAGAAAACAGACAAUUACAUGGAUAACUUGCGUGUGGCUCAGGAGAUGUGGGAGAAACAGCUGGUCCUGGGUGGAGAAUUGGACAGCUGGACUUCCACUAAACUCAUCAUCUUCUCAGAGUCUCACCCUUUUACCAGCGAGAGUGAAGUUCUCAGCAUGAAGAAUGAGAUUGAAAGCCAGGAGGACAACAUUGAACAUUUCCAUAGAAAGUUAUUAGAGAUCCAAGAACUUCUUCAGAGCAAAGAAUCUCCUCUCGAAUUGCAGAUAAUGGAAACAAACCUAAGAAAGAAAAUGGAGCAGGUGAAGGAGCUCUUCUCUGACUGCACUGACGUGUUUCAGGAGCUCCUCACAGUUAUAGCUCAUCUAACUCAGAAGAUCAACACCAGUCAGUCAUCCGUGGAGAAUAUACGAUCCUCAGCUGAAACGGUCUAUUCAGAAGACCGCGCACAGAUGGAAGCACAGCUACAGGACCUGAGUGAGCAGCUUCUGGACCAGGAGGAACAGGCUGACUCUCUGCUGAAGGAAAUCAAUCUCAUGUUCAGCAUUACUGGACCGCAAGUGAUGGACAACCUGAUCAAUCACAGCAAGCGUCUUAAAGAAAGCAUCGCAGAAACAAAGGAGCUGAUUCGUCAGAAUAAAGAACAGGGGGAGAAGAGCUUCCUGCAGACUAUCAAAGAAAAAUUCAACUCAUUUGAGGAAUGGUUGCAGGAUGAGCAACUGUCUGUGAAUGAAUGUUUUGAGAACCCAGAGAGAAGGGAGGAUGUGGAGGCAUCCAUGCAAAGACUGACGGGUUUUCUUGCCUCUAAAGAAGGAGAACAGCGUCUGGGCCAGUUGAAGGAGAUGUUUGAGAGAAGUGGACUCGAAAAAUUGCCUUCUGAGGCUCAGGCUUUGUUCUCCACAUGGCAGCAGGAACAGGAAGGAGAACUUGCCACUCUCAGAGCUCAUUGCCAGGGACGACAUAAACAGCUUGACGACAUCCUAGAUAAUCUUGACAGUUUGCAUAAGGAGCAAAACCAUUUGAAGGACUGGCUUCAGCAGAGAGAGGAGGUGCCCACAGAGAGACAAAAACUUAGACAUCUACAAGAGGAGUUACUUCAAGAAAGUGGUCGUGUGGAGGCCUUCCAUGACUUGUUGUCCACCGUAAGGAUGCGUGGCCUGAGAGGCGACCCUCUGAUCAAAGACAGCGAAGGACUGAUAGACAAAUACCACAGCAUGGGGAUUAUUUUAGAGAAUCAGGCUCAAGUCCACAAGGCACUCGAUGAUCAAACAGAAACAUUUCAAACAAAAGCAGAGAAGACCAGAGCCUGGAUCAGAGAUUUAAAACAAGGCCUAGAAAUUUUGGAAGAAAACCCUACAGUACAAGAAAAACAAAGUAAAGCUCAGGCUGUUCUUCAUCGAAGUACCGAUGGAGACACAAAAUUAGCUGCUCUGAAAGAGGAGGUAGAGGCUUUAUGUGCCCAUGAGAUAUUGGAGGAUACCACGAGACAGGAGCUCAUUUAUACACUGAGAAACACAGAAGAUGAAUGGAAAAGGCUUCUGGAUAGUGCCCAGCAACUGAAAAAACAAGCAGAGGUCCAAGACUCUCUCACCAAAGAACUACAAGACUACAACGCCCAGGAAGAGAGCAUCCAGUCCUGGGUAAGAGAACAAUUGCAAAUUCUGCAAUCUUUGGGAAAGGAUCUUCAGUCACAGGAAAAACUCAACAAAGUUCAGGCCGUCUUAAGCCUUCAUCAUGAAGCCGCUUCCAGACUGGCCAGUUUAAAGAGACAAGGCCAGAUUGUAUGUUCUUAUAAAGAACUUGACAAUGAGAGGAGGAGCCACAUUGGCCAAACCCAGAGCGCGGUAGAGGAGGAGUGGAGUAAAGUGGUCCAACUUGCUCAGGAGCUGGAGAACCAGGUCAUGCAUGAGGAUUCUAUCUGCAGGGAGCUGCAGAACUUUUGGGAUCAGGAAGACGAAGCUCGCUCCUGGAUUAUGCAGCUGAAAAACAGCAUGGAUUUUCUUGCUGCAACAUUUUCUAUCCAGGAGAGGCUUAACAGGAUUGAGGCAGUACUAGCUCACAGAUCUGAGGGUGACUGUAAACUUGCUGACUUGAAGAUAAAAGAAGAGAGUCUCUGUUCCUGUGAAGAUCUAGAAGAGAACAAACGUCUUAUAAUCCAACAGACCCUACAAGGUUUACAAGAAGAGUGGAUAGGACUUAUAAUGAAUGCACAGGAGCUUAAGAGCCAAUCAGAACUUGAGGAUUCUCUAUCGAAGAACCUUCAAGAUUAUCAGGAACAUGAGAAAAACAUUCAAACCUGGAUCAGAGAGCAGCAACUGAAGGUUGAAUUUCUUGGUAAAGAUACCCAGCUUCAAGAGAAAAUAUCUGAAGCUCAGGCCAUCCUGGACUCAGAAUCAGAUGGAGAUUGCAAGCUUGCCUCUCUGAGAAGAAAAGCAGAAGAUUUGUACUCUCAAGAAGGGCUAGGCAAGAAAAGAAAGCAGGAGAUCAAACAGAGGCUGAACUCCAUUGAAGAAGAAUGGAAAAAGGUCAUGGCAGGUGCCCAGGAACUGAAGAAUCAGUGUGAGCUCCGGGAUUCUCUUUCAAAGGAGCUUCAAAACUUCCAUACCCAGGAGGACAGCGUAUGUUUCUGGGUGAAGAACCAGAAAGAUGAACUGGAAUCACUGGGGAAAAGUACCCACGGCACACAGGACCAGAUUGAGGAGAGAUUGAAAAAAGCACAAGCAAUCCUAACCUCUCGAUCUGAAGGCAACUCUAAGAUUGCAGACCUGAAAAGGACAGCGGACAAUUUGUGUUUCUGUAAAGACCUGGAUGAAGACACAAAACGUUCACUUACUGAUACGAUCAAACGUUUAGAGGCAGAUUGGAAAGACACCCUGCAGCAGGCACAAGAGCUGCAAAGUCUUCUGAAAACUGUAGUGGAGCGUCUGGAGUCCUGUCACUGUCAGAGAGAGCAGCUUCAGUCCCGUCUGGAGCAGGUGAAACAGCAGAUAGCUGCACUACCUCAUCACUUCCCCUGGCCUGGUUUGGGGGAUCGGAGGCACACAGUGGAGCAGGCCAGGAGUCUGCUGGAUCGCACCCGAAGCUUGACACCAUCUCUGUCUGCUGUUCGAGCACUAGGGAGGGAGAUGAGCCAGCUGACCCGAGAUUCCAGCUGGAUUGAUCCGUCCUGGACUACCAUGGAGGAGUGCAUACCAGAAUUAAUCAAAGAGCUUACGGAAUUUUGUGUAAAUCUUGAGGAGGAAAUCCGGAAAGAAAGAGUUUGUGCUCAGUUAGUUGAGCAGCACACUGUAGCUCAGGAUUGGCUGAGAGAGCAGGUCAAAGGUUUCGGUCCUCUGCCCACUGAACGCAGGGAGUUACAGAACUCUGUCAACACUCUUAAGGCUCUUCAUCAGACCGUAAAGAGAGAAAAGAAUGAGAUGAGAGAACUUGAAGCUGUUAAAAAUUCCCUAAUGGACCUCUGUACUCCCGGAGGUCGUGAUGCCCUGACCUUAGAGGUCAGCCACCUUCACGACCUCUGUGAAUCAUCGGAGAAGGCCAUGAGGGAACGGUUAGAGGUGUGUGAGGCCAGAUUGGGUGAUAUUGACCUCAGGCUUGCUGACAGGGCAGAGAUGAUCAGAGCGCAGGCAGAGAUCCUCCUGGAUGAACUACGUGCUCAGGACAAUUCUUUAAGUUUUCUGGAGAGCAGCAAAAACAUCAGCCAACUACAGGACAACUGGCAUAACUUCAAGAUUUGUGAGAAAGAGAUUGAGGCUUUGGAGGGCAAAGUUCGGGACCUCGGACAGGCCCUUCUUAUGGCCCCUCCAGAUGAGAACCCACCUAUUGAUGUCAUUUCUAUGGUGGACACAGUUACGCAGCAAUAUUGCAGUUUGCGGUCAAAGCUGUCCGAAAAGCAGAAUGACUGCGCAGACAGCACCGUGCAGUGUGUUAGACAGGCUUUACAAUGCGUACAGUCCUGGAACCAAAUAAAUCAUGCAAAUCUUCCCUGCAAUUCAGCCACGUCAGUGCAGGCUGCAAUUGAGGAAGGGGUAAAACUGCGUAAAAAUCUGCAGGUGGCUCUGUCCCAUAAGCAAUUGCUAAAAGAUUGUCUGGGUCCUGAUUUGGUUGGCAAACUUGAAAGGGAUGGAACAAAAACACUAACUGAAACAGACACUUGCAUCAACAACCUUAAAGAGGAGCUUAAGCAUCUUGAAGAGAAGGUGAAACAAGAAGCUGAGAGGUUGGCACAGGAGGCUCCAAGCAUCCAGCUUGAGUCACAGGUUCCCACUGUGACAAUAUCAACCACUUUUGAACAUUCAGAAAUUGUUUCAUGUUCUUCCUUUGUCACUGAGAGUGGCUUAAAGACAGACGAUAAUGAACAGGAUAAGAUACAGGCAAUUCAAAAUCUGGACAGCAAGCCACAAGAUCAAAAAGUGGAGGUUUCUGCCCAAGUUGGGCUUACCACUGAAAACACUGAGAGUCCAGCAGAGGAAGUGGAAGAGCCAUUAGGACCUACAAUGAAGGAUAUAUUUAUGGAGAUCAAACAAAUUACUGUAACAGGACCAAAAACUGUGCUAAUGGAGGGUAUGCCACAAAAAAGUAUCCUGAAAAUUUUGGACACAUCCAGUGCUGAUCUUGAAGCUCGGUUGAAAAGACUAGUGUUCCAUUUACUGGACCUUCGAAAUCACCCAGCUGCACUAAACUCCAAAGACAUGGCCAAACAGCUAGAGGACGCUGUGGAGUUUAGAAGAUGUGCACAGGGACAGGUGUCUAUGCUGUCUAAGCAAGACCAAGCUAAUGGUGACAUUGACACCCGUUCCAAUGGGACAGUGUUUGAUUCUGAGCCCAUGCAACAACUGAGUGCGCAGUGGAGUGCAGCAUUGUGGGAUGCAGCAAGCGCUGUCCACUCCAAGGAGGCUCAACUACAGAUGGUUGCAGAUUUUGAAAGGCAGACACAGAGGGUCAAAGCCACUCUUGAGAGACUCAAAACUGAGCGUGAGGCAUUGAGGACAUCUCCAGCUGACAGUAGUUUUGUUGAGGAGGAAAGGCUGCGCUCUUUUUUGAGAAACAUGGAGCAGGAAAGAACAGCCCUUGGUGAGCUGAUUCAGACGCAUGCAAAACUAUCUCCACACCUCAGUCUGGCUGAGAGACAAGCAGCAGAAAUAAUGCAAAGCAACUUACACGGCCAAUGGAGGCAGCUGGGGAGAGAUGCAGAAAGUGCUCUUUACAAGGUGAAUGCUUAUGCUAAAGAAAGUGCUAGCUUUCUUCAAGAGAUUGGUGUCUUAAAAGACCAUCUAGAGAACAUCCAGAAAACCCUGGAUGCAUCUAAGUCCUCACCAGCCUCAUGGGACAGCAAGAGAGCUGAAGAAAUUAUGAUUAUAAAUGCUGAUCUCACAUCUACACAACAGCAGUACCUUAACCUUCAGCAAACCUCUCAGGCUCUUGCCCAAGGAUUCCAAUUCAAAACAGAGACAUCCAGCAUAGAGCAGGACCUUCAAAACAUCAAAUAUCAGCUGGAUCAAAUGGGUGAACAGAUAGCAGCUGAAACACCAACCAGCAGCAACCCAAUGUUAAGUAAAAUUGUAAAGGUCAUAACAGAUGCUCUGGCUUGGGCCAAACAGACUGAAUGUGACAUCAAAGGACGGAAGAAGAAGGUGUUUCUGCUACCAGAAGAGGUCCAUCGACAGAUUAAAGAUUUAAAGAAAUUGCAGUUGGAGAUGAGCUCCAAGCAAACCCAGCUAAAGGCUUUGGUUGAGGAAGUCACUGAGUUGAUACCUGAACUAGAAAAGGCUGAUGUUCCAAUGGUCACCUUGUCCUUGAAAGCUCUACAAGAUUUGUCUAAAUCUACUGCAGAGAAACUGGCCAAGGCGAUUCGAGAGAUAGAAUCAGGCCUUCAGACCAGGGAGAAGAUGUCAGAGCAGAUUGCAGAUGUUGAUUCCUGGGUGGUUGGACAUCUUUGUAGAGAAGCUUUAAGGAGAGAGGAUUAUUAUUUAUUAUUAGGUUUAAGUGCAUCAGACCUGGAUCGUAGGUUGAGGCAGAUCCAGGACACUCUUGGAGAGGCAGAAAAACAUUCUGCUGUAACUGAAGCUCUUCUGAUGAAAAGCAGAGACAUGUUCUCAGAGCUUAGUGUUUCCGAAAGUUCUAAUCUCAAUGAGAAACUCACAAGCCUUCAAGAGGACAUCAAGAGUAUCAUCAGCUACGAGAAAGCUUGCUGCCAGAAAGUUAUGGAUGUCAUACAGAGCCGCGAAUCCUCUCAGAGGAAGGUGUCAUCACUUGAAAAUAGUCUAAGGCAAAUGCUGGUUGACGUAAAAAGACACAGGUUCCCUGUUACCAAAGACACCAUGUCCUCCAUCGAGCCCUUGAAGCAGAUAGUCGUGGAACGUAAAUCUCAGAUUGAGCAAGUCAGUCCUUGUGCAGAAGACAAGAGAAGAGAACUAUUAUGUGUUAUUACUGAACUGCACCGCAGCAUGAACGAUUUAGAUUUCAAAGCGCAGGAGCAUGAACGGUACCUGAGUCUCAGGCAAAGUGUUGAAGAUCUCAUGAAAGAAGUGGAGGCUCACAUUCCAAGGACCAGAGAUAACAGCAUUAACAAAGAGGAGCGCUACAAAGAUUGUCAGGUCCUAUUGACCCAAAUGCCUUUAUUAAAACUUUUGUGUAAAGAGACAAGAGAAGAACUCCAAGAAAUCACAGCAGAUCUGUAUCCAACUCAGCGCUCUACUGAAGAAGCAAGACUUAAGCAAAUCCUGGAAAAUCUCAAGACCCUAGAAUUGGCAGUGAACAACAAUCUUCGCAUACUGGAAUGGGAUGUAUUGAAGGAUAUUCACUACCCAUCAGAGCAGAAAACAGUUAAGAAAUUCCUCCAGGACACAGAUAAAGAGCUAGAAAAGCUUUGUUACGUUGAACCAAAAGAAAGAGUUGUUGAAAAAGAACUGAGAAAGUGCCUUGUGCUCAAAAAGGACAUUGAAUCCAGAAUGCGAGUGCUUGAGAUACCUGAAAAGAAAUUGGUAACUGAUCCUGAAUGGAGGCCACAAGACUUAAAACCGCUUACGUGCUUGAAGGAUAUGGUUCUGGAAAAAUGUGAUCAACGAAUGGUAAACUUAACAAAAGCCAAAGAACUGUUGAGAAACUACACCAAGGCAUUGGUUAACACCAUUCGGUUCCUCCAUAGAGCUGCUUUGGUCCUUCUUCCCUCCGUUUGCUCUGCCAGAAGCUGUUCAGAAAGACUUAAAGAUACUGAGCAAGCUUUAUCAACCCUAGACAAAGAGUUUCAGUCCCAUGUUUUACAGCUCCAGGCUCAAACCCCACAGCAUCCCUGUUUCAAACCACAGAAAAUUGAGUUUCUUCAUACAGAGGUUUUAGGGAAGCUCCUGGUGUGUCUGUCGACCCUAAAGGCCCAAGCUGAAAUUCAGUUGGAAAAUCUGAAGAGUUGUGUUGAGUGCCAGAAACAAUCUCGUAAAUGCUAUGAGGAGCUUUGCCAGCAAGUGAGGGACUCAGAAACCUCGCUAUCACAGUGUGCUUCCAGUAAAGUUACUUCAAACAAAGAUUGUAAAGAAUUGCAACAGAAACUCAAGGCUCUAGUGGAAGAAGUUGAUAUGCUACCUGGGAAACUAGAUAAUCUUAAAGAGUGGUGUUCAUUGCAUGGCUGCAGAGCCAACAGAGAGGAUGCAGUUAGUGCCCUCUGGGGGCAGGUAGCAAGAUUGCAGCGCUGUGCCAAUGAUCUGCAUACACACUUGGUACGAAUGGAACAAGAGUGGAAGGAUGUCACCCAUAGUGUGGAGCGAGCAGCAACUUUAUUGGAGCAGGUGGAGACGGAUUUUCCAGAUAGCAACAUGGAAAAUAUGACUGGUGAUGAACUGCAGGAACUACUGCUGUUCUCUUCCCAGUAUCAGGACAGACUUGACUGUGAACAAAGAGCUGUCUCCGCAUUGGAAUUAAGAGUUGCGAGGUUGCUUGGCGUUCCCUCCCACCUGGAAAAGGCCCCACCUAUUGCACUUUGCCAAGAGCUUCAAGCCAUGCAGGAGCGAUACCAUAGUCUGAAGGAGCGCAGUGUUCAAGGUCAGAGGAAAGUGAAAGCAGAGGUGGAGGAGAGGGAACGGAUACAGGAACAGUUGUUGGGAGUCAGGGGAUGGCUGGAUGCUGCUGUCUCUCAGAUUUCUGUACUGGAACAAGAGCCCUGCAAGAAACAUCUACAGGAGGUUCACUCGCAGCUGUGUACACAGAAGGCCGCUCUGCAGCGUAUCUCAGAAGGAUUGAAAAUGAUGUACUCGGAGAGAAACACGCCGGUUCCUGAGGAGAUUGAGGGACUAAUACAGGAAGUCUCAAACUCAUUCCAGGAAGCAGAGAAGCAGGUGGAAACAGCUGUGGAAAAGAGCGGUCCGCUUCAUAAACUUACUGCUAAGAUCUCUGAGAUUAAAGCAGGUCUGGGAUCAGUUCAGAGUUGGUUAGAGCAGAAGUGCUCGAACUUUGGUGAAGUUGAGAGCACACAGAAGCGUGUGUGGGACGAGCUGGAUGGUUUACACACUCGUCUGACGGUGGUGGAGGUGGAGCUACAGGACACGAGUGAGAUACAUCCGGAUGAGUUCCGUAUGAUUUUAGAAAACCUGGCAAAUGUUCAGCAGACGUACAGCAGCCUUACCAAACAGGCCGAACAGAGGACCACCUUCCUUAGCAAGAUCCAUGAUUGGCUGCUGGAGCAUGAGGAGAUGGUGAAGGGGUCACAGAGCUGGAUCACAGAGGCUCAAUCGUGGUUAACAACACCCUGUACAUACACCACCGCCAGAUGCCUUGACAAUCAUGUAAACGCACUGCAGAUGGUACUGGAUGAUUCUGCUCAGAUGAGACGAACACUGCAGGGUUUCGGCGGCGUGUUAACAGAGAUGGGAAGCGUGUUUGAUGUCAGUCCAUUAGAGGAGCAGCUCUCCAACGCUGACCGCCGUGUAGCCGACAUGCAGCACAGCUUGCUAGGAUUUCUCUCUCAACUUGAAAAUGCAGCAGCUGAAGUGGACGCAAUUGAAGCAGAGAUGAAGGUUAUGGAGAAAGAUGCAGACAAAAUAAAAUCUACCCUGACCACCGAAGAGGGCAUCAGUCUGGACAAACUCAAGGCCAUUGAGAACAGGAUUGAUCUGAUGAAAAGGACCGUCACUGAGAUCCAGAACUGUAAGGAUGGUCUGUGUCUUCCUGACAAAGCUGAAAACACACUUCUUGUGUUCAAAAGAGCUGAACUAUUACAAAAAAAACUCUUGGAACUGGAGCAGCUGGCUUUAGAAUACUCGAUUGAGGUGCAGGAGAUUUUUGCCCCGCUUCCCGAUACCACCACUCUCGGUGCCCAACCCCACAGCACCACAUCCCUCUGUGUUCCAGACACUAUUGCUGAGGAGGAGACACUGGAGACUGGUGAGAUUCAGAUUGUGCAUGUUGAGGAGGACGUGUUGAAGAAAUCAGGAGGAACCCUGAUGACAGUGGAGCAGUCCACACCUGAGCAGAGACACUCCUGGAUCUCUGAGAAGAGCUGCCAAACGCCCAAAGAGGUACAGCCGGAGUCUGAUGAAGCAGAGAAGCUCAGCGAAGCUGUGGAGACUACAGAAGAACAUGAUGAUGAUGAAAACAAUAAAGGAGAUGAAGAUGAAAGACAAAAUGAGUCUGAAGAGGCAGAAGGAAUAUCUCCAUCCUUACUUAACCUUGAGACUUCUUUCCUUGCGAUCAUGAAGCCGGAGUCUGAUGAAGCAGAGAAGCUCAGUGAAGUUGUGGAGACUACAGAAGAACAUGAUGAUAAAAACAAUAAAGAAGAUGAAGAUGAAAGAGAAAAUGAGUCUGUGGAGGCAGGAGAAAUAUCUCCCUCCUUACUGAUCCCUGAGACUUCUUUCCUUGCGAUCAUGAAGCCGGAGUCUGAUGAAGCAGAGAAGCUCAGCGAAGCUGUGGAGACUACAGAAGAACAUGAUGAUAAAAACAAUAAAGAAGAUGAAGAUGAAAGAGAAAAUGAGUCUGCGGAGGCUGGAGAAAUAUCUCCAUCCUUACUGACCCCUGAGACUACUUUCCUUGCGAUCAUGAAGCCGGAGUCUGAUGAAGCAGAGAAGCUCAGCGAAGCUGUGGAGACUAAAGAAGAACAUGAUGAUAAAAACAAUAAAGAAGAUGAAGAUGAAAGAGAAAAUGAGUCUGCGGUGGCGGAAGAAAUAUCUCCCUCCUCACUGAACCCAGAGAUGUCCUUCGUCUCGUUCAUGAAGGAAACUGCUUCUUCAUCGCUGGAUGAGUCUACAGAACAGAACCCCGAACCAACCAAUACAACAGACCCACAGGUAUCAGCGGACACUGAAUCAGACACAUGUGCAGACGUGUCCGAAGCUUCACGUGAAGGGGAUGCAACAGAAGAAAGCGCGUCUCUCCUUGAUGAAAUGGAGCAGGGUGCAUGGCGGGGGGAACAGACCAGUGACACAAACACGCUUGCACAUACCAAAAUAAUCCUGACAGAACACAUGAACACACAUUUAGAGUCACAAACCUCUCCCACAGACACAGGGGACACAUUGAACUCAUCUAAUGUCAUAACCUCUGAUCAGGUACAGGGUGUGGUUUUAUCCGAAACAUUGGGGGUCUCCACAAAACCCAUAGGCACACUGCUAGCUGUUGCAUCAGAGCAACAUACACACACUCAGACAACCACUGCAGAUACACACAUCCCUUUAAAUACAUUAAACACAAAAGACCUGGGGUCAGACAACAGACACGACACACAAACACAGAGCACAAACAAACCCCAGCUGGAGAAGACCGAGCCAUUGGCUACAAGCAGAUCUUUGGCCACAGUUGAAGCUGGGGAUUCGGGUGGACGGUUGUAUGGUGACGAUCUGCUCCAUGCCUGGCGUGAGAGGGCCUUACAGCUGGAGGAGUGUCUGGAGAGAGCACAGAUCGGCCUGGAAGAGUCGAGACCACAGGACACGGCAAUGCAACACAGCAUUGAGCAACAACUUCACACCUGCCAGACGAUUCUCGUGGAGAUUGAAGAGAAGAUCUCCUGUCUUCCUGAGUGUGGUUUGAAGGAACACGAGCAACAACACGAAGUGGAAUUGCUCAACACAAAACUCCAGCUGUUAAAGAACAGAUUGGUGACCGUCCUGUUACAGCUGCAGGGCAAACACAGUGUAGAGCAGGUGUGUGUUGAAACUGAGCGCCCCCUGCAGGCCAGGUUAACACGCAGCAGCAGUGUGCAAGAGAUGUUGAGCUCCUCCAGGGGCAAACUGUUCAGACAAAGCAGUCUUCAACAACAGAAGGAAUUGGAGCAUGGUUUAAAUGAACAGAGGGAUCUAACCAAAGCUAUCGCAAUUCAAGGCAGCGGAGCAAGAAAACACAGCCAGAGUACAGAUGAACACACAGGCCCUCCAGCAGCAACAGAGGAUGAAGACAAGAGACAGGAAGUACAAUCAGCAGUGUACAGGAAGUGGAUACACCUCCACAGUCGACUGACUGAGAACAGAGAGACUCAGAAUGAUGGAGGCAAGGAAGAUCCAUCAGAGAUACUCACUCCAUCUGUAUGUUUGUGGAGUGGAGCUGCUGCUGUUUCUAUCUGUCGGCAGGAGAUUCAGUCAAACAUUGCACGUCUUAAAGAACUGACACAAUCUGCAGUUACACAGGAUCACCAGACUCUGGAUGAAGGUUUGUUUGAAGUGUUGAGUGGUGUUAAUCUCACUCUCUGUUCUCUUACACACGCUGUCCAGUUUCAACCAGCAAUCUCACACAUCGACAUAGAUGACCAGCUGCAGCAGUUACAGGGUUUAUCCGAAGAAUUGACCUCCUUGGGUGACGUGCUGACCUCUCACGGUUCAGAGGUCAUAAAGGUGUUAGAUCCAAAUUCAGUAGUAUCAGAGAGCUCUUUAUGCCUGGACCUGCUGACACUGCGAUUAUGUGAAGUUAAGAAGACUCUUACUGAUAAACAAGAAGAGCUACAGGAACGACAAAAACAGACUAGUCAGCUACAGAGAAAAAUACAAGAUGUGCAUGAUUCAGUAAUAACUAACAAGUCAGCCCUUCACCCUACAACUAAUGGAGACGCCCACUCUGAUCUUCACACACAGCUGCAGGCUGUCGUUGGGUUGAAACAGGAGGUGGAGGAGAAAGAAAAAGUGCUGGUGGAACUCAAAGAGACAGAAAGUCAAAGUCAACCUUCAUCUCACCUCACACAGCAGAUCAGCACACUGGAGGCGGUAUUGGAGAGUGUCUGGAGGGAUCUAGAAAAACGUUGUGGAGCUCUGCAAUGGAGUCUAGAUCAGCAGCAGAUGAGCGAGAGAAUACUGAAGGGUCUUCAGAUGGUCCUCCACCUCGGGAGAGAAAAACUCACCUGCAGCUUUCACCUGGACCUUAACAAUCUUGGACAAAUACAGACACAGCUCAGUACGCACACGAAGUUUUUCCUGUCUCUGGGACGUCACAUGCGGAGACUGCAGCAGCUGAGUGUUAGGAUGUCAGACAGCGCCCCCUCUGGCUGGGACGCUGCAGUGUCUGAAAUUGAAUCUCAAGUGUCUGGUGUCCUGCAGCAGGCUCAGGGUGUUGGAACUCUACUGAAUACACUUCUGCAGGUUUUCACACAAUAUGAGGAAAAUCGUUCCUGGUUAGAAACAUUGCUACAGAUGUUAGAGACUCAACUUCCCAUAAUGCCUCUGCGGGAACAAACUGAAGAGCAGCUCAGCACAAACAUUUCUGUCUAUCAGAGUGUACAUGCCGUUCUUGAGGAGAACAGAGCUCGGGUCAGUCUGGUUCUAGAUGAGGGCCACAGACUCCUCUCACAGAUUUUUGUUAGUGAAGUGGGCAUUCCUAUACAUAUAACGGGAACGUCUACAUUAAGGCUGGAGCAGCGAUUGGUUUCUCUUCAAAGAAAGGUGGAGCAGGGACAGGAAUCCACCCACCGACUACAAAAGCUUUGGAACAGAUAUCAAAAAGAUUUUGAGGCUUUGAAUGCAUACAUAGACCAAGCCAAAGAAAACCUGAAUACAUGGAAAGAUCACAUGAUCUCAGGUGAACAGGAAACAAACCAUGGCCUUUCCUACUUUCAGCAAUUCACAGAAUUUGUUAAGGAGCUAGAAGCAAAAACCGCCCUAAAGGCAUCAGUGAUCAGCUCUGCAUCUUUGAUCCUUAUGCUUGGUGAACGAGAGCAAAACACUGAGACAAAGAAGAACAGCAAAACCAGUACUGCAUUGAAAACAUCAUCUUUCUCUGGAAAUAAAGAGGUUUCUGAAGACCUGCAGACAUCUGAACCUGGCAACAUCUCCACUGAUAUCCUAGAAAACAGUCCUGAAAAAUCCUCAUCUGUAGAUGUCAACAUUGCACAUGCUACUGAGGACAAUUUUGAUGCCAAAUUACAAAUUACUACACAAGAAACCCAAAUUAGAAAAGAGACAUCAGACACACAUGUGUCCAAAUGUAGUUCUUCUCAAGCUGAUUUUCCUCCCCCAAAUGUUAGUUCAGUGGGGAUCUCUGUAGCCAAAGACACAAAUAAAGACACUACCUGUGAUGACAAAGAUUCAUCCACCCAAGACACUAUUCUGUCCCCAGUACUGCUGCCUCUCCAAUCCCAGUUAUCUCGAGUGGAGCAGGACUGGAUGACGAUACUAUCAGAAAUACCAACUGUCCAACAGAAACUGCAUCAGUUUGUUGUGGAGAGGCUGUCUCCUGAAGCCCUGCUGGCUGAUCUCUGUGGCUGGAUUACAGACGUUGAGAGCAGGUUACAGGCGGCCGAGCAAGAGGGUCACAACACCUGCACUGCUGCAAAGCUCACACACCUGCUUAAAACAUAUCAGGAGAUGAAGCGAGAGAUAAGUUGUCAGCAGAUGUCUGUUGAGUUUAUUAAUCAGUGUGAGUUAAAGCGGGUCGAGUUUGACUCCCAUACCUGCAGGUACAAACACACCUCAUUUGCCGAAAGCAUGGGACAAGUAAAUCUGCGCUGGCUCACUCUGCAGGCUCACCUGAACACACAGAUCCGACACACUGAAGAACAAGUGAGGAUAUGUGCUGACCGUGAGAACAAACUGCAGCUCUUGCAGCAGUGGGUCAAAGAUCAAAAACAAUGGAUGCGAUUGGCUGAACGACCUGUCAGUUAUGCGUUUGCUGAAAAGAGUCUCAAACACUGUGAAGAGCUAAUAGAGACAUUGAAGGACAAACUCACAGAACUUUCUGAUCUGAGGAAGAGGAGACUUAGCCAUGAUGAAGAUGAAGAAUUCUUCACCAAAGUUCAAAAUCUCUCGCAGUCUUUAACCGACCUUUCUCAACAGGGUACAGACCUUGGAAAUACUCUCCUGCAGGUGUGUAACACGUGGUCUGAGUUCGAAAAUGGGAGGAGACAGAGAAUUCAAAACACAAUGAGGAUCUGUCAAUCACUACAGUACUGCCACGCCCCUCUGCCAUCUAUCUCUGCCCUACAGUACAACAUUAAUAAGCUACAGGUCCUUAAAGUUGAGGCCGAGGAAUUUGACAGGACUUGGGAAGAUCUUAGCAAAACAUUCUCAAUCCUUAUUGGUGGAAUUAGAACAGACACCGCCCAGAUAUUAUCGGAGCAAUUCGAAAAAGAAAAAGCAAGGUGGACAGAGGUAAAGGAAACGGUCAUGCACACAUUGGAGAAGUCACACAGUCUUCUGAAGGUGUGGCAGAGAUAUUCUGAUAUAAAACACAUCUGCUCAGAGCAGCUUCAGCAUUAUAAAGAGCAGCUCACCACACACAGUAAAGCACCUGCUGACCAUGAGACACUCACACACAGCGUUGAGGAGCUAAAGCAAGUGUUACAGAAAGACCUUCAGGUUGAUGUGGAUCAAAUGCAUGAAGCAUCUAAAGAUCUGAUUGAACAGAUGAAUGACGAAGAUGCGGUUUUUAUUAAGUCAGAGUGCCGUUUGUUAACCCGUGGUUACCUUCAGUUAAAGCAAACUCUGACGGCAAGAAUUCAACAUAUGCAGGAGGAUCUUGAGCAGUUUCAAGAGUUUGAAAGAUUAUUCCAGACCCUUGAAACACAUUUACAACAGUGGGAAAACAAGCAAAGGAUGAACAGCCAGCACAAUGACAUUUCUGAGUUGGGUCUGAUUGAGCUCAGUUCUUUGUCUCCUGAUCUGGAUUUGCUUAACACACUCAGCUACAGACUGACCCUCAGUGAUCCUGCGACUAAAAGGCUGCAGAACUUUAACAAGAAGUGGGCACAGGCCUCUGCACAUGCUCAGGAGAGAUGCAGUGAGUUGCAGGCAGCGUCUCUUCAGCAGCAGAGCUUUGAGCAGAAAUGUGAGAGCUGGGUGGCUUUCCUACAGAGAAUGGAGGAUAGUUUGGCUGUAGAAAUCUCAUCGACUUACCCUGGUUUAAGAGAACAACAACGCACUCACCAGUGUUUUCAAGCCGAGUUGUCUUUAGGCCAUCUGAUACUUCACUCUGUGAUCAGUGAAUCUCUCCUUCUAUUGCAUAAGGGAGAGGUGGAGGACAGGAGUGACUUUCUGUUAAAACUGGCACAGCUGAGAGAGCACUGGCAAGGGGCGGUGCAGAGAUCAGCUCAACGUCGCACUCUAGUGGAAGGGCUGAUACAACACUGGCACCUUUAUACCCACACACUCCAGAGACUGCGCAGGCUCCUUAUGCUCACUCGUACACUUCUGUCACCCGCAGUUCAAACACAUUGUAGUCUCAUGCAGCUACGACUCUCUUUAGACGAUCUUAAGCGUACUGAGCUGUUGUUUCAAAGGUCAGUGUCUGCCUAUCUGUGUGUGAUGGAGGUGGGCAGGCAGCUGUUCUCUGUGAGUGACAUGCAUACACAAACACAGCUGCAGACGGACCUGGCAGCCCUGCAGGAGGACUGGGAGCAAUACCAGUGCAUGCUGGGAAAGAGGAAGACUCUCGUAUCUGACAUCAUCAAGAAGUGGGAGACCUGUGAGACUGGACUAGCCAAUCAGGCUCAGCGUCUGGAGGAGCUACAAGCCAGACUAAAGCAGCCGAUUUCAGAUCAGAUGGAGGAGGAACACCUCCUUGUAAAGGAGGUUCAGGAUUGUUUGGACGAUUGGGCCGUCAGUUUGUCUGAGCUCAGCACCAUGAAGACGGACCUGUCCCAGUACAUCCUGACCGAUGAUGUUCUCCUCCUGCAGGAGCAAGUGGAGCAUCUACACUGCCAAUGGGAGGACCUCUGCAUCAAAGUGUCUCUCCGUAAACAGGAAAUCGCUGACCGACUUAAUGCCUGGAUCAUUUUCAAUGACAAGAACCGUGAGCUGUGCGAAUGGCUGACACAGAUGGAAAACAAGGUGGCACACAGCGCCGAGCUUAGCAUCGAGGAGAUGGUAGAAAAACUCAAGAAGGAUUGCAUGGAGGAGAUCAACCUCUUUAGUGAAAAUAAAACUCAUCUGAAACAGCUUGGAGAACAGCUCAUCACCGCCAGCAACAAAACCAAAGAGAACGAAAUCAAUGAAAAGAUCAAGGACAUUAAUGACCGAUGGCAACAUCUGUUCGAUCAUAUAGAGUCCAGGGUGAAGAAGCUGAAGGAGACUUUAGUAACAGUCCAGCAGCUGGAUAAGAACAUGAGCAAUCUUCGUUCCUGGCUUUCCCGUGUUGAGAGUGAGCUGGCCAAACCCAUCACCUACAGUGUCUGCCACAGCGAUGAGAUACAACGCAAACUCACAGAGCAUCAGGACUUGCAGAGGGACAUUGAACAGCAUACAGAGGGAGUGACAUCUGUGCUGACCCUUUGCGAUGUAUUGCUGCAUGAUGCAGACGCAUGUGGCAGUGAUGGAGAGAACGACUCCAUUCAGCAAACCACGCUCAGCCUCGACCGCCGCUGGAGAAACAUAUGUGCCAUGUCAAUGGAGAGAAGAAUGAGGAUUGAGGAGACAUGGCGAUUGUGGAGCAAGUUCAUGGACGACUAUGCACGCUUUGAGGAAUGGCUGAACACAGCAGAACGCACAGCGGCCAACCCUGCCACCAAAGAUGUACUCUACACCUGCGCUAAAGAAGAACUCAAAAAGUUUGAGGCAUUCCAGCGUCAGGUUCAUGAGCGUCUGACACAGCUAGAGCUGGUGAAUAAACAAUACAGACGUUUGGCACGAGAGAAUCGAACCGACGGCGCCAGUAAGCUAAAGGUGAUGGUACAUGAGGGAAACCAGCGCUGGGACUCGCUACAGAAGAGAGUGUCUGCAGUGCUCCGCAGGUUAAAGCACUUCACAUCUCAGCGUGAAGAUUUUGAGGGGACGAGGGAAGCCAUUCUGGUCUGGCUGACUGAGAUGGACCUUCAGCUCACCAACGUGGAGCAUUUUUCAGAGAGCGACAUCCACGAAAAGAUGCGCCAAUUAAACGCAUUUCAGCAAGAGAUCACUUUAAACACCAAUAAAAUUGAUGCUUUGAUCGUGUUUGGAGAGAACCUGAUCCAGAAGAGCGCUCCACUGGAUGCCGUACUCAUCGAAGAUGAAUUAGAGGAGCUGCACUCGUACUGCCAGGAAGUGUUUGGAAGGGUGGCUCGAUUUCAUCAUCGCCUGAUCAACAGACGACCGAUUUUGGAUGAGGACAGAGAUUUCUCAGACAGAGACACUGAUCCAGAGGACGAGUUGAGUGGGGUGUGGGAGAGGGAACAGGAGGAAGAUGAAGCUGAUAUGGGCGCCAACGUACAGCAGUCUGCGUGUCACCUGAUACCAGCUACUCUGGAACACUCUGGACGCGAGACACCCGCCAGUGUGGACUCCAUUCCCCUGGAGUGGGACCACACCGUGGAUGUGGGGGGAUCAUCAUCUCCAGAGGAUGAUGAAGAGUUGACAUAUUGCAGCGCCCUAUCAGAUGUAGAGGUCACUGAGUGCUCUGAGUCAUUUGCUAAAGCUACAGCUAAAGCGCUGAUGGCUGUGACUGGGGGGAGAUCAAUUGUGGAGACGUGGCACUCACCGGAUUUGACAGACAGAAGACGAGCAAACAGAGACUUCAUACCCAGCCUGACUUCAUCACCUAACAGUUCACAGUAUCACCCACAGGCCUAUGAUAAACUCAUGUCUGAGUGCGCCGGUAAUAUAGACAGCAUAAAGCGCGUAAAACUGAUUCUGGAUGAAGAAGAGCAACUGGUAGAUCAUGGACUUACAGCCCUCUCCGCUGCAGAUAAUACAGGGGUCAUCGAGCGAUGGGAACUCCUGCAGGUGCAGUCGAGUGGUUUGCCUCAAGAUCUUCAACAAUGGCACAAACUCAACUCUGACCUCUGUGAUGUCACGACAUGGUUAAACGGUGUGAUCCCCGAGCUGGAGAAACUUCAAACGAUAGAGCCGAAAACCACCAUCAGAGACAUAGAGAGCAAUAUCCACAAACUCAAGGAAAUGCAAAGAACGUUUAACAGCUACAAAACGGCAAUGAUUGGUGUCAAUUUAAGUGGGCGGGGCUUCCAAAACGGAGACAGCACCGAACUACAGGAGAUGCGUGAAAAUCUGCAGUCGGCCAAUGAGAAAUGGGCACAGGCUUGUGCAGCGCUGGACCGUUGGGAACACCGAUUGCAUAAAGCGCUCAUGGAGUGUCAGGAGUUUCACGAGACUCUUCAUUCUCUACUGCUGUGGUUAGCUAAAGCAGAAAGCCAGCGAUACAUGGUCAACAUUCAUGACCAAAACACAGACCUCCGUAUCCUACGAGAACACAGAGACACACUCGAGGCCGUUCAUCAGGAUUUACAGUCUCGUGAGAGGGAGGUUUGCUCCCUACAGGAGAUCUCCUCUCAGAUCUUGCUACAGGACCAGGAAGAGGACACGCUGGAGGCCAAAGAAAAGGUUCACGUCAUCAGCAACAAGCUUCGCCUUUUAAUCAGACAGAUAUCACAUGACCUGCAGACACUGCAGAGCAGACUCGACUCAUCGGGUCCUGGCAUGAGCGGGACAGUGUCAACACAGUAUCAGGAAGGUUCGAGGGUUCAGGCUGUUACACGGGGAUCUCCCGCAAGUGUGAAGUCUGAUUCAUCCCCAGGAAGGCCGUUUCUGUAUCGUGUGUUACGCGCUGCUCUGCCUCUACACAUCCUCUUUCUAUUCUUGCUGGUUGUGGCGUGUCUGGUGCCUCUCUCAGAAGAUGACUACAGCUGCACCCUCUCCAACAACUUUGCCCGAUCAUUUUACCCCAUGCUUCUCUACACCAACGGACCACCACCCACAUGAGAAUCAACCCUUGUACCGUUGGUUAACACUGUUUAGGUAGAAUUAGUGGGAUAUGCUUAUUGGAUUUAUCUCCUAUGGCCAUGAGAGACAAAGCCAGUAACAUGUCUGCAAAAUCAGAACCGUGCAAUUGUACAGUGACAUCACUUCCUGUUUCAGGUUCCAGCAUCAAAGAGGGAUUGUGCUGAAGCUGCAUAACCCCUAUAUCUUUUUGAAACAUGUAUACAUGUAUGAAUUUUUACAUGAAAGAAAUCCUUAUCAAAGGUGCACUAAAUCUAUAGUAUGUAGCAGAACAGAAGUCAUCUGCCAUCGAGGGUCAUCGAAAUGCUCUUGGUCAUAGAAAAAAGUAUUUAUUUUUAAAACAUAAUCUAUAGCUCACAUAGACUUUGAGCCAUCUGUAUUUUUAAAUAGGAAUCCUUAAGAGUUUUGACUGAUAAAUCCUGAUGAUCAGGUUAUGUUUAUACAAAUUGAAAUUGAAGUCCAUGUACUUGUGUAGUGACUUGCAAUGACAUUUUAUUUUUAGUUGUUAAGAAUGAAGUGAGCUGUCAGGGUGUGUGCAAAUGUUAAGUUUUUUUUUAUGUGUAAUUUAUUCAGCUUUUAAGUUUUGCGUGUGUGUCUGUGCGUGAACAAUUACUGAAAUUGUUAAAUUAUCCAAUUAUUACGUCAUCUCAAUAGAGAUGUAAAAUGAUAUAGAUUGCUCUGUUUGGGUUGUUUAGGUGAAGUGUUUCACAGACACUAAUUUUAAAGCCAUUAAAAAAAGAAUCUGUGUGAAUGUAUUUAUUUUUAUUGCUACACAUAUCAGAAAAUGAUGUGUCUAUUGACGUUGCCACUGUCAUGGCAAAACCUACACAGUGAAAAUUACGCAUAAUUGUGAACCUGGACCACCAAAUCAGUCAUUUUUUAUUUACUGAGAUUUAUACAUCAUCUAAAAGCUUUAAAUAAAUAUGCCAAAAAAGAAUAAAUAAGCUUUCCAUUGAUGUAUUGUUUGUUAGGAUAGGACAAUAUUUGGCUGAGAUAAAACUAUUUAAAACUCUGGAUUGGAUGCAAGAAAAUCUAAAUACCGAGAAAAUAGCCUUUAAAGUCGUCCAAGUCCUUAGCAACACAUAUUCCUAAUGAUAAAUACAUUUUUUAUAUAUAUUUAUAGUAGGAAAUUUACAAAAUAUCUUUAUGCAACAUACAAUACAAAUAUACCCAUGCUACUUAUGAGGGUCCAGGGUCACAAUUCAUAAAGUUAUAAUUUCGUAAAAAGCCAUUAGUUACAUUUACAGUUUAAUAAAAGUGUCACU
Molecule: messenger RNA, 28263 nt
Organism: Paramisgurnus dabryanus
Lineage: Eukaryota; Metazoa; Chordata; Actinopteri; Cypriniformes; Cobitidae
Gene: syne2b
Product: spectrin repeat containing, nuclear envelope 2b
Cellular component (GO): membrane
Molecular function (GO): protein binding
Source: RefSeq, a predicted model, not a curated record